AUGCUUGCAAGCGUGUCGGUCGCUGUGGCUCUGCCUGGAGUCGACGCUCGUGGCACUGGCUGGACCCGCCUCCCGCCGCUCGUCCACCCGCGCCUGCUGCACGCCUCGGUGGCGGUGGCGGUCGGUCCGGCCGAGCUCGAAGCUGCUGGGCAUGUGAUGGGCAAGGCGGCGGUGCGGCGCAUGGGUGAUGGUGCUCACCUCGGCUCGCUGCCGGACCUAGAGGUGCUGGACUCGAUCGAGUGUCUGGUGAAUGAUGGCAAGGCGUGGUCGGUCUUGCCUCAGUUGAAGCUGCCGAGGCCGAUGUACGGCUUGGCGGUGGCGCGGUGGAACAAGACGGCGGUGCUGGCCGCGGGCGGAUCGGGCGAGACCGGCGGGUCGGCGACGGGUACCCGGGAUGUAUGGCUCAUCGACUUUGCUCGCGGGACCGUUGAGCCCGCACCGCCGCUACCGUUUGCUAUCUUUGGCGUGCAAAUGACCGCGGGCGGCGAUGGUGAUGCUGGUGGGGUGUGGCUGGCCGGCGGAUGGCGGAAUUACAAUCUGUGCGCGCAGCAGCUGCUCCGCCUCAACGCCACUGCUGCGGCGUGGCAGGUUUUCCCGCACGCGCGAUACGCGCAUUGCUUUGGCGGGAUGGGCGUGCAUGGCAAGGAAGUGGGCAAGGACACGGUGUUUGUCUUUGGCGGAUCGGCCGACAACGCGCCGGCGCUCAACACGCUGGAGCAGUUUGCGGCGAGUUCCUCUGGAUGGACCGUACUCCAGCCGCUUGUCUAUGCACGCGACAUGAUGGCUGCAGCGCAGGUUGGCGGGGCGCUGUACGCCAUUGGCGGGCGCGAUCCUGAGAUGGCGUUCCUCGACUCGGUCGAGGUCUACCACCUUGACAGCGGAUGGGCGGUAGAUGCGGCGCUGACGCUGCCGGUCCCGCUGGCGGGCGCGUCUGCAGCGACGAGCGGGAGGCUGGUAGUAGUCUCGGGCGGGGUCUCGGCGUUUAACGCGACGCACGCAAGCGGCGGGGCAUUUCGGCUGGAUGUGGCGUAGACGAGGUGCUGGAUGGCUGGCUUUACUGCUGCUGAGCGUCGGCUGAUGUGUCUGCGGCGGGAUCGGCAGCGGCGGCGUCAGCGGCGCGGCGGGCGCGGUAAACAGGGUCGACGGCC
Thecamonas trahens ATCC 50062 is the source of this 1148-nucleotide messenger RNA. RefSeq lists its product as uncharacterized. Gene Ontology annotation, molecular function: protein binding. The record is from RefSeq and is a predicted model, not a curated record. The coding region runs from base 1 to 1032 and encodes 343 amino acids. NCBI's taxonomy places the organism in Eukaryota, Apusomonadida, Apusomonadidae. The transcript has 2 exons.